This is a messenger RNA of Neoarthrinium moseri, 1623 nucleotides long. RefSeq lists its product as uncharacterized. The coding region runs from base 1 to 1623 and encodes 540 amino acids. Lineage: Eukaryota; Fungi; Ascomycota; Sordariomycetes; Amphisphaeriales; Apiosporaceae. The transcript has 5 exons. Gene Ontology annotation, biological process: transmembrane transport; carbohydrate transport. Gene Ontology annotation, molecular function: carbohydrate:proton symporter activity. The record is from RefSeq and is a predicted model, not a curated record. Gene Ontology annotation, cellular component: membrane.
AUGAGUAACGCUAUCGAUUCAAAGUCGGCAGGCGGCGACCUUGCAGAGGUUGAGGCGCAUUCCGCCCACCUCGACCACAGCGCCGACCUCGACGAGAAGGCGAAGCCCGCCACGUACAAGGCAGAUGCCAUUGAGGCAGAGACCGCGGAGCAUGACAUGACGGUGCUUGGAGCUUUGAAGCUCUACCCCAUGGCUGCCUUCUGGGCUUUCAUCAUGUCCUCAACAAUUAUCAUGGAGGCUUACUGUGUAUUCCUCAUGGGCGCUUUCGUUGCCAUGGAUCAGUUCAAGAACGAGUACGGCGUCAUAGAUAAAGAUGGCAACAGGUCAAUUGAGGCAUCGUGGCAGUCUGCGCUCCAGAUGGGCGGUCCUCUUGGUGCAAUCAUUGGCGUCUGCAUCGCCGGGCCCAUCACCAGCCGCAUCGGAUACCGCUGGGCCACCAUUCUCGGCCUUAUGUUAUUGAACGCAUUCAUAUUCGUCUUCUACUUUGCCAAUUCGCUGGCCGUCAUGUUUGUCGCCCAGCUUCUGGAGGGCGUGCCAUGGGGCAUCUUCAUCGCAAACGCACCGGGAUACUGUAGCGAGAUCGUGCCGAUCAAGUUGAGAGCUCCUGCUACACAGAUGUUGCAGAUGUUCUGGGCCAUUGGCCAGAUGGUCGUGGGCGGCGUAUGCUACGUAUACCAGGCCAAACUUGACCCCAGUUCGUACAGGGUUCCUAUUGCGCUCCAGUGGAUGUUCGCCACUCCUCUGGCCAUCCUCUUAUACAUAGCUCCUGAGUCGCCUUGGUGGCUGGUUCGAAAGGGUCGCCUCGAAGAGGCCGCAAAGGCGGUCAAACGCCUUGGUCGCGCGUCGGUGCUCACAAACAUUGAAGAGUCCGUUGCCAUGAUGCGCCGAACCAUUGAGCUCGAGAAGUCCGUCAAGGAGCCUAGCUACGUGGAGCUAUUCCAAGGAACUGACCUGUACCGUACCCUCAUUGUGUUUGGCGUAUACGCAGCCCAGAACCUCACGGGUAACCUUAUCGCCAACCAGGCCGUAUACUUCUUCAGACAGGCUGGAAUUGAUUCACAACUUGCCUUCGCCCUUGGCCUCAUCGUCUCCGCUCUGCAAACCGUUUUCGUCAUGCUUUCCUGGAUUCUCACAACAUACCUCGGUCGACGAACCAUCUACGUUUGGGGUUCGUUGAUCAAUGUCUGCUUCCUGCUCGCUCUGGGCGUUGCAGGCUCCGUCGGCAAGUCUACCGCGGCCUCUCUAGCGCAGGCGUCUUUGGGUCUUAUCGUCUCCGUCCUUUUUACCCUGGGACCUGCUCCGGCUUCCUGGGUCAUCAUCGCAGAGACAUCUGCCAUCCGUCUUCGGCCUCUGACGACUGGCCUUGGACGCGGGGCCUACUACAUCGUGAACAUACCUUGCAUCUUCCUCGCAACCUAUAUGCUCAACCCGACGGGCGUGGACCUUGGUGGCAAGUGCGGCUACGUUUGGGCCGCAACUGGUUUUGUCUGCUUCGUAUUGGCAUACUUCUUCUUGCCGGAGAUGAAGGGUCGGUCCUUUCGCGAGAUUGAUAUCAUGUUCAAGCGCAAGAUCCCGGCUCGCAAAUGGAAGAAGACGGUCAUCGACAUCGAGGACGACGAGUAA